AUGGAUCCGCUGUCGGCUCUUCGAGAGUUUACGAUGAGAGGGGAGGUGGAGAAGAUAGUGCGUGUGAACGGUGAGUUCCGAUUCGGGGAGGAGUACACCUUCCCCUGCUGGGUGGAGACUGCUUAUCGUUCAACCAAGGGCAACCGAUACACUCUCGAAACCCUAGUACACUACAUCAAGAACCACCACCUCAAGCACACCGAGUACAUCCAGAACACCUUCGCCGUCGGCAUCCCCUCCGUCACCCUCCCCGACCGCAAACCCCUCCUCCAAUACCUCCAGGGCACCCUCACCUCCACCGACUCCAUCGAGUACCGCCCCGAGGACCCUUCCUUCGCCCCCAAAUCCACCCUCCCUUCCCAGGCCCACGCCCAUCCCCAGCCCCAGGAUCAGCCCGACAAAUUGGACCUCAUCUCCCUCAUCAGCUCCGUCGAGAGGCCCUUGAAGGACCGCCAGUCCCUCCUCGAGUGCAAGAAUCGCGACUUCUACAGCGUCCUCGUCUCCGCCACCAAGCGCGAGGAGGACCGCCAGAGGAUGGAGUCCCAGCAGAGGAAGGACGGUCUCGUCGCCAAGAGUCGCUUGAUGGCCGCCGACGACCGGGGUUUAGGGUUUUCCGAUGAUAUGGGCGGCUACGACCCCACCCCCAAGCCCAAAAUGCACUUGAAGGGCACCAAAAUUGGGGAAGGCGUCCCCAUUAUCUUGGUCCCCAGUGCCUUUCAGACCCUCAUCACUAUAUACAAUGUGAAGGAGUUCUUGGAGGACGGUGUUUAUAUACCCACUGAUGUGAAGGUGAAGCAGAUGAAAGGCGCCAGACCCGAUUGCGUUACUGUCCAGAAGAAGCUCAGCAGGGAUAGGGUUGUAACUGCUUAUGAAGUGAGGGAUAAGCCUUCUUCACUUAAACCCGACGAUUGGGAUCGGGUCGUUGCUGUUUUCGUAUUGGGCAAGGAGUGGCAGUUUAAGGAUUGGCCUUUCAAGGACCAUGUUGAAAUUUUCAACAAAAUCAUUGGAUUUUACAUGCGAUUUGAAGAUGACAGUUUGGAGUCAGCAAAGAAUGUCAAGCAGUGGAAUGUCAAGAUUAUCUCGAUUAGUAAGAACAAGCGACAUCAGGACAGGGCUGCCGCGUUGGACGUGUGGGAGAGACUAGAAGAAUUUGUACGCGCAAGAUCACGUUCUUGA
Sphenostylis stenocarpa is the source of this 1176-nucleotide messenger RNA. NCBI's taxonomy places the organism in Eukaryota, Viridiplantae, Streptophyta, Magnoliopsida, Fabales, Fabaceae. The record is from the annotation of a GenBank genome assembly.